Messenger RNA from Rotaria sp. Silwood1, 891 nucleotides. The record is from the annotation of a GenBank genome assembly. NCBI's taxonomy places the organism in Eukaryota, Metazoa, Rotifera, Eurotatoria, Philodinida, Philodinidae.
AUGGCUUAUUUUCGUAUGGCACCAUUACAUUCUGUUGCAAGACAUCGUGCUAUGAACAUGUUUUUACGUGCAUAUCGAGAAUUAUGGCUUGAAGCUGAAGAAGAUAUACGUGCAUGUUUUAUUGAAGAUCUUUGUAAUGAUUCUUAUGAAAUGGAUGAACAAGAUGUAACAACGAUGAAAGAAGAAACUGAAACUAAAACAAAUCGUGGUGCUGCUGAAACUGUAUUAUUAUAUAUAAGUGCAAGUGAAAAUAAUGAAAUGCUUCGACGUACAUUACAACUUGGUAUAUCAUUAUUACAUGGUGGUAAUCGAGAAGUUCAAAAAUUACUUGAUCUUAAUACAUUUGAACGUUGUAUUAAAGCUGAAGUACUUGGUGUUGGUUCGGAAGGCAUAGCUGGAGAAAACAAUUUACAUGAUGCUGAUUUUAUAAUAUCAUUAUUUCGUUUUUGUCAACUUUUAUGUGAAGGACAUAAUCUUGAAUUUCAAAAUUAUCUUCGUUUACGAGCUAGAAGCAGUACAAAUGUCAAUAUUAUUAUUUGUACUGUUGAUUAUUUACUUAGUUUACAAGAAUUAUUAAUGGAUUUUUAUUGGCAUUAUUCAGACAAAGAAACAGUUGAUGCACAUGGAAAAGAAAAUCUUUGUCGAGCUAUUAAUGUUGCUAAACAAGUUUUUAAUACAUUAACGGAAUAUAUUCAGGGUCCAUGUCCACAAGAUCAAUUAGCAUUAGCAAAUAGUCGUUUAUGGGAUGCAAUUGCUGGAUUUCUCUAUAUUUUUGUAUGUAUGCAAAGAAAAUUAUUUCAAGAUCCAACACAAAUUGAAUUAUUACGUGAAUUUAUGAAAUUACAAAAAGAAAUGUUCUCAAUGGACCAAGUUUUUUUUUGUGAUAAAUAA